GUAGCUGCUUAAAUUUCUUGUUUUGUAGAUAACCGACCGGAAGGCGUAAGUUUUCAUGGAAGACCACGAUUUUAACGAAGACACAAUGUUUUCGAGUUUGAAAUAUUGGUUUCGACUAAUAGCAGGAGGUCUUUGCUUGCCUUUUCUUUUUCCAUGGCUAGUAUAUCAGCUGUACAAUUCCCAUUUCAGAAAUAAAGUUCAUCGUGAUCAAUCUUUACAUGACAAAGUCGUGUUAAUUACAGGAGCAAGUUCAGGUCUUGGAGAAGCUCUUUGUCAUGCAUGUUUCAAAGCUGGUUGUAAAGUGAUCCUAGCAUCUAGACGUAAAGAAGAACUUGAGAGAGUAAAAAAGGACCUCAUACACUCAAAGACGUUUUCAUCCCUAGCAAUAUUACCCUCGAUGAUAAAAGCAGGAGAAGGGUACAUCGUUUCUGUCAGUAGUAUCCAGGGGAAAAUAGCUAUUCCAUUUCGUUCUGCCUAUGCAGCUUCAAAACAUGCCACCCAAGCAUUUUUUGAUGUCCUGAGAUCAGAACUCGAAGGUACAGACAUUCAUGUAUGUGUUGUUAGUCCGGGUUACAUAAAGACUAACCUUUCACUAAAUGCUCUUCAGAGUGAUGGCUCUAAGUAUGGAGUCACUGAUCAAACUACAGCAGAAGGAAUGGACCCUUUAGAAACUGCAGAUCUUAUACUCAGUGCAGUAAUAUCGAAACAAGAUGAUGUCAUUCUUGCACCAAUGACGCCAAGGCUGGCUGUUGUUUUGCGUACUGUUUGCCCUUCUCUUUACUUUCAUCUGAUGAAGAACAGAGCUUGGAGAAUUCGGAGAGAUAGCAAGUAAACAUCACAGGGAUUAGCAUCAUGUGUGGAGUAUUCCUUACAUCUAGUGCAGGACCAAGUUAAGACUGUGAUUAUCAUAAACAAGGCUAGUUUUAAUUUACCAAAGAUCAGUAAACAGAAAUACUGCCAUAUAUUCCAUUUUUGUUAUUGUAUGUGGAUAAGUUGUGAAUCAGAUAUUUCUUUGUGCAUGUAAUUUAUAGUUUCUAUAUUGUUUGAUGAAGUUUAAGUUGUUUUGUAACUUAACCCUAAAUUAAACUCGAUUAUUUGAGGUAAACUCUCUUAAAAAAGAAAUUGCUUGAUAUAUAUAAUUGGAAAAAAAAAAAGAGUAACAAUUUUCAGAUUGUGUGUGUUUUAUCAGCUCUUAUUUAUUUCAGUUAAACAAUUUUUGAUAUUAUACAAUUUGCCAUUAAAAUUGUGAAAUUCUUUUAAAAUAAAUAGCUCAUACAACUUGUAAAUUUCUUGAAGCCCCCCUUUUGUUUUCUUAAUUACCCUUGAAAUCCUGUAAAGAGGAGGUAAGUUGUUAGGAGUAGGAAAACAAAUCUGGUAACAAUAUAGUAAUGACAAUAAAAAUUACACAGAUAGUGUGUUGUUGUUUUGGUUUUUUGUAAAGGUCCUAAAGUCAAGUUAGUGCAACAACCUGAAGCUUCAGAAAGUUUUGCAGAUGCUUUGUUCAUAAAUCUAAGAGCAUAAAUCCAAUAUAUCACUGAUUCCGAAUUUAAAGAAAUCAA
Limulus polyphemus (Atlantic horseshoe crab) is the source of this 1559-nucleotide messenger RNA. Its product is annotated as dehydrogenase/reductase SDR family member 7B-like. Lineage: Eukaryota; Metazoa; Arthropoda; Merostomata; Xiphosura; Limulidae. Gene Ontology annotation, cellular component: membrane. The coding region runs from base 56 to 832 and encodes 258 amino acids. The record is from RefSeq and is a predicted model, not a curated record. The transcript is spliced from 6 exons. Gene Ontology annotation, molecular function: oxidoreductase activity.